AAACUGCAUUAUCAAUUAAGAAACAUGCAGGAAUGAUUAGCUUAAAACCUGGUAGACAGGAGCGUAUUGACAACCAAGAAACAGAACUUCCUUCUUUUUGACAUGACGACACAUCCCCUCACCAACAACAACAUUAAGCAGCGCCUCAUCAAAAAGGUGCAGGAAGCCGUUCUCGACAAAUGGGUGAACGACCCUCACCGCAUGGACAAGCGCCUGCUGGCCCUCAUCUACCUGGCCGACACCUCGGAUGUCCUAGAGAACGCGUUCACACCCCUCCUGGACAAGCAGUACGAUUUAGCCACCCAGCGGGUGCGGCAGCUCCUGGACUUAGACCCUGAGGUGGAGUGUCUGAAGGCCAGCACCAACGAGGUGCUGUGGGCAGUGGUGGCCGCCUUUACCAAGUGACGCUGCGCAGAACCGGGCGUCCUCCUUUCUCUC
Messenger RNA from Lagenorhynchus albirostris (white-beaked dolphin), 438 nucleotides. RefSeq names its product Golgi phosphoprotein 3-like. Gene Ontology annotation, cellular component: trans-Golgi network; cytosol; Golgi cisterna. The record is from RefSeq and is a predicted model, not a curated record. The annotation marks the transcript as partial. Gene Ontology annotation, biological process: Golgi organization; Golgi vesicle budding; retrograde vesicle-mediated transport, Golgi to endoplasmic reticulum. Gene Ontology annotation, molecular function: phosphatidylinositol-4-phosphate binding. The transcript has a single exon. Lineage: Eukaryota; Metazoa; Chordata; Mammalia; Artiodactyla; Delphinidae.